AUGCGCACAUUAACGGAAAUCAAGGAUCCUGCUCGCUCCAGCAACAACAACAACUACAAUCCCCAGAUAUGUCGCCAUCUUGACCGUACCGAUAAGUGCCGCCGCUUUGACCUCGCUAUGAGUCUGCUUAACAAUAUGGCAGACUCGAAGCGGCAGGGUUCAGAUGACGUUGGCGAUGUCAAUGACAACGUUGAUCUCGAUGCAGACGACGAUCACGAUGAUGGCGAUGUUGAUUUCGACGCAGAUGUCCUUCAGCACAGGGAAGCGGGAACAGUCCCUGUGCCAUUGCGCUCGUUCGUUAUUGAACGCACAGUGUUCCACCUCGCCUACGACCCAUCCAUCAGAAAUAUAUCUGUUGACGAUGCUGCCAUUAAGUUUGGCCUUCCCGACUUACGACCAGCCAUUGCCGACUUUCUUCGUCAAGAGCUGGACCCACUACUCCACUUCCCUUCGACAAACUACAAGUCUGGUUUAAGCUUCGGCUCCAGGACACCGAUUUUCAUGAUAUCAGCAUCAUACGGCCUGCACAGACCCUCAACUGCGCACCCCCCUUCUGAUCCCUGGACCUCUGGCCGGUAUGACACAGCCAUCAUCAAUAACGAGGCGAGAUGUGUAUGGCCCACAGAUGGUCUUCACGGUCAUACUAUUGGUCAGAUCAGGCUUCUCAUGCGUCCUGUUGGAAAGAGUGGCACAAAUUGGUCAUGGAAGGACCGCUUUCUGGUAUAUGUACAUCACUUUGACAUUGUUCCCCAAAGCUCCGGUACCAAUGAUCGUGAGCCAAGUACGCAGCUCCACUUGCUCAAACGAGCGAAGCGUUCAAAUGGUACUCGGGUGUGUGACAUCGUGCCUGUGACACAGCUCAGAGCACUUGUCAACCUCGUCCCUCGCUUCGGUGCAAGUGUGGACAACCGCCUCACCCCAUAUAAUAGCAUGGAACAUGCUUCGCAGUUUUGGCUCAACAAGUAUUGGGACAAGAACUCAUAUUUUCCUCUUUCCAUGUAA
Suillus subalutaceus is the source of this 1002-nucleotide messenger RNA. RefSeq lists its product as uncharacterized. The record is from RefSeq and is a predicted model, not a curated record. Bases 1 to 1002 code for a protein of 333 amino acids. Lineage: Eukaryota; Fungi; Basidiomycota; Agaricomycetes; Boletales; Suillaceae. The transcript is spliced from 4 exons.